Messenger RNA from Metarhizium brunneum ARSEF 3297, 696 nucleotides. Lineage: Eukaryota; Fungi; Ascomycota; Sordariomycetes; Hypocreales; Clavicipitaceae. The record is from RefSeq and is a predicted model, not a curated record.
AUGUCGGACUCCCCCCAAUCUCCUCCAAAGGAUGUCGAGCAAGGUGCACAGUCACCCGACGACGAAGGACAAAUGAAUGACAAUCAAGACCCACACUCGGCUGGCGGCGCCGCUGGUUAUGAGUUUGAAGUUAAAGAGCAAGACAGAUGGUUGCCUAUAGCCAAUGCUCCUACUUCACCGGGAACAAGUCGUUCUACUACGCAAGAAUAUCAUGAUGAGCUCGAUGCUAAUAUUCGUAACUUUGCUCCAGUCGCCCGAAUCAUGAAGAAUGCUCUUCCUGACAACGCGAAGAUAGCCAAGGAGGCUAAGGAGUGUAUGCAGGAAUGUGUUAGCGAAUUUAUCUCCUUCAUUACCAGCGAAGCUUCCGAAAAAUGCCAGCAAGAGAAAAGAAAAACGGUGAAUGGUGAAGAUAUUCUGUUCGCUAUGACUUCGUUGGGGUUUGAAAACUACGCGGAGGCUUUAAAAGUCUAUCUUUCCAAGUACCGAGAGCAACAAAAUCAGUCCAACCGAGAGCGUGUCAUGGAAACCACUUGGGCUGGUUCCAUGAUGCCCGGUGAAAAGGGCGACGGGAAUGCGCCAGGGCAAGAGUUUACCGGUGGUGAUGCCUCGAACAACGCUGAAGCUGGCGCCGACCCUAACUAUAUGUACGGCCAACAUGCCGGCCACAACGGAGCUGCGGCCGGAGAGGGCUACUAG